GUACCAUUUGCACAAUUGAUCGACCCACCGACCCCAACUCUUACAUUCUCCACUAAUCAUUAUCAUCAUCUCCCUCUUCUUCAAUGCAUGAUCUAGCUAGCUAGCUAGGGUUUUUCUGUCACAAAAUUGGUUUCUCGCGAUCAUUUUGCAGGAUAUUUAAAGGGUUUCCAGCUUAUUUAAUAAGGUGUACGUAACGAACUCCCAAGCAAGAACGACAUAUAUAUGUGACAGACGAUCGAGGUGAAGUGAGACAUAGGACAUGUGUUCAAGAUCAGGAGGAGGAGGUUGGAGCGGCGGCGGCGGCGGCCCUGAUUCAAAGGCGCCAUGUGCAGCAUGCAAGCAGCUGAGGAGGAAAUGCACGGCGGAGUGCAAUUUCGCGCCAUACUUCCCGCCGGAGGAGCCUCAGAAGUUCGCCAAUGUGCACAGGAUCUUCGGGGCUAGCAACGUGAGCAAGCUGUUGAGCCACAUCCCAGCCCACCAGAGGCAGGACGCCGUCAACUGCCUUGCCUACGAAGCCGACGCUCGGGCCCGAGACCCCGUCCACGGCUGCGUCGGCGCCAUCUCCCUCCUCCACGCCCAGCUCCUUCACCUCCAGAAGGAGCUCGACGACGCCAACGCCGACUUGAUGCGAUACACAACCGCCGCCGCCGGUUUUGAUCAUCAAGAAAGUGCUACCCACGUUGUUGCUCAUGACAUCGUCAAUAACCAUCAACCAUAUGGAGGGAUGCCGCCUUUAUUUACGCCCGCCGCCGAUCAAUCACCAUCAUUUGACCACUCCGAGGUUGAAGACGCUGCUGAUAUCUAGCUAGCAGCAUUGAUCGAUAUAAUAUGAGACUCAAACGGCAGCGGAUCAACCUAAUUUAAAGAUGCAUAUCAUAAUAAUCAUAUAUAGAUUGAAUGUUUAAUUUUUUUGAUAUACAACAAGAUAUGGAGUAAUAAUUAAGGAGUAUUCCUUAAAUAGAAGUAAAAUACUACUCCUUCCGUCUCAUUUUACUUUGACCGAUUAUAUGUUUAUAUAGAGAAAAUAUUUAUAAUAUGAAAAUGAUAUGAAA
Molecule: messenger RNA, 1052 nt
Organism: Cuscuta epithymum
Lineage: Eukaryota; Viridiplantae; Streptophyta; Magnoliopsida; Solanales; Convolvulaceae
Source: the annotation of a GenBank genome assembly